Molecule: messenger RNA, 2359 nt
Organism: Pangasianodon hypophthalmus (striped catfish)
Lineage: Eukaryota; Metazoa; Chordata; Actinopteri; Siluriformes; Pangasiidae
Gene: rgs7a
Product: regulator of G protein signaling 7a
Exons: 18
Coding region: 256-1635 (459 amino acids)
Biological process (GO): G protein-coupled receptor signaling pathway; intracellular signal transduction; regulation of G protein-coupled receptor signaling pathway
Source: RefSeq, a predicted model, not a curated record
GGCUCGGUGCUGACUGGGCGGACUGCGCGUGCGGAUUGCGCGUGCUCGGGGUACGUGGUGCGCGCGCCCGCCCGCCGUCCUUCAGCAACAUCGCUGUGUGUCUCCAUCGACCUGCAGAUUCUUACGGCUUCAAAUGCAUCAUCCUAAUCCCCGGGUUUCCAUGUCGGCCAGCUGACGGAAUCCCGACUUCCUCUCGCGCUUUGUGAGGUUGGCUGGUCUUCUGGAGAAGCUGUUGAGCACUGGAUUUUGGCCGACAUGGCGCAAACCAACAAUGUCAGCCAGAACAGCAACGGAGAGAUGGACGACUCUCCCAACACACUGGUCUAUAGAAAGAUGGAAGACCUGAUAGCCCGGAUGCAGGAUGAGAAGAAUGGCAUCCCAAUCCGCACAGUGAAGAGUUUUCUUUCCAAAAUUCCCAGUGUGUUCUCUGGUUCAGACAUUGUGCAGUGGCUGGUGAAGAACUUGAGCAUUGAGGAUCCGGUGGAGGCUCUGCACCUGGGCACUCUGAUGGCAGCACACGGUUAUUUCUUCCCCAUCUCAGACCACGUGCUUACGCUGAAAGACGACGGAACCUUCUACAGAUUCCAGACGCCGUAUUUCUGGCCUUCGAACUGCUGGGAGCCAGAGAACACAGACUACGCUGUGUACCUCUGCAAACGAACGAUGCAAAACAAAGCUCGUCUGGAGCUGGCCGACUACGAGGCAGAGAGUUUAGCGCGGCUCCAGCGUGCCUUUGCCAGGAAAUGGGAGUUCAUCUUUAUGCAAGCAGAAGCACAAGCUAAAGUCGACAAGAAGAGGGACAAAAUCGAGAGGAAAAUUCUUGACAGUCAGGAGAGAGCAUUCUGGGAUGUGCACAGACCGGUGCCAGGGUGUGUCAACACGACAGAAGUGGACAUCAAAAAGUCCUCCAGAAUGAAGAAUCCUCACAAAACAAGAAAGUCUGUAUACGGCCUUCAGAAUGAUAUCCGCAGUCAUAGCCCCACCCACACACCCGCCCCCGAGGCCAAACAGCCAACCGUGGAGGAGCUUCAGGACCAGAUCAAAUUCUGGCAGGCACAGUUAGACAGACAUCGAUUGAAGAUGUCCAAAGUUGCAGAGGGCUUAUUAGGCUACACAGAACAGUAUGCAGAUUAUGAUCCUUUCCUCUCUACUCCUGACCCCUCAAACCCGUGGAUAUCGGACGACACAACCUUCUGGGAGCUGGAGGCGAGUAAGGAGCCGACACAGAGCAGGGUGAAGCGCUGGGGUUUCAGGAUGGAUGAGGUGCUGAAAGAUCCUGCAGGGAGAGAGCAGUUCCUCAAAUUCCUCGAGUCCGAGUUCAGCUCAGAAAACCUCAGGUUCUGGUUGGCUGUGCAGGAGCUGAAGAAGAGGCCCAUUAGGGAGGUGCCGUCUCGUGUGCAGGAGAUUUGGCAAGAGUUUUUGGCUCCCGGAGCUCCCAGCGCCAUCAACGUCGAUUCCAAGAGCUACGACAAAACCACACAGAACGUCAAGGACCCUGGGCGCUACGCUUUUGAGGACGCACAGGAACAUAUCUAUAAACUAAUGAAGAGUGACUCGUACAGCCGUUUCAUCAGAUCCAGUGCCUACCAGGAGCUCCUGCAGGCCAAAAAGAAGAAAAGUAAGAACUUGUUUUGAAGGACAGCAAUUCUUCCAGGGGAAAUCUCUGGCGUCUAAGAGACUGCCUGCCGUCUGAGCCUCGGCAAACCAACCUGGGACGAGGACUCUGCCCCUUCAUCCCUGCCGUUUGAUUGGUGCGGACACUGAGUUGUUGGCCAAUCACGUGCAUGUUCAACGGACUGAGUUUUUACAUCACUCUAAACUUGCUUUGGUUUCAGCCUCGUACAAGGGGCAAACAAAACAGGCAUGGCAUUUCAGGCUUCCAUAGGACACUUGUGGAAAGGAAGGAUGCCUUGAAUAACAGAACCAAUGUCCAAGUUGUCUUCAUUUCUUUGUCCACAUGUAAACUAUGAAAAUGAUGUCAGAUGCAAAAAUAAAUAAUAAAUACAUAAAUAAAUAAACAUGAUGACCAAUUAAAAAUGUAAAGCCAAACCUUUAAAGAAUAAACACAAGAACACUUUGUACACUUGUUCAGCUGCUUCUAGUCCAAGCGUUUGGAGAUGCAGAGUCGAUGUCAUCGUGGUCACCUUCCAUCUUAUAGGCAUUGAUUUUAUUGCACUAUUAAACAAAUGUGUAGAAAUUUUGCUUGUCACAAUUGUAUGGCCGUGCAGCAGAUGUUCGCUGGCCGUGUCUAUCGUCUGGUCGCUUCAUUUUGUCCACUUCCCUCCUGUGUUUAUUUUUAUACCAUAUUUAAUGACACUUUGACUUGAGAAAUGUAUUAAAGCCAGUCAUUUAUUUGAAA